Molecule: messenger RNA, 1602 nt
Organism: Aureobasidium musti
Lineage: Eukaryota; Fungi; Ascomycota; Dothideomycetes; Dothideales; Saccotheciaceae
Source: the annotation of a GenBank genome assembly
AUGGAUAAUACAUCAUUCUCAUUGCCCCCGACGCGUCGAACGAACCAAGCCUGUGAUGCUUGCAAACUCAGAAAGGUCAAAUGCAAUGGUCAAGCAAAAUGUCAACAAUGCAGUCAUCUCAAUCUACGCUGCGUCUAUUCUGCGCCCAAGCCAAGGACAAAGACUUUGAAACGCGGAAAACUCAUCGCUCAAUACAAGGAAACCACAAAUGGACGCGCCGGAACUUCAGACUCGAGUACAGCUCUACCGUCACCCUCUAUGAUCACGCAUGAUGCCGCUUUCUUUACCAGUUUCUUGGAUGAUUAUGACGUUUCUGUCUAUCCUGUCAAUCCUAUCAUGACUGUCGACGAUGUACUGGCCUCAAUCAGAGAAAUGGACCAAAGCGCCGAAGCAAAAACCUUUGUAUAUGCUUACACAGCCAUCACGAUUGCCUUGACCAACAAAAGUCCGGAUGGUUCGACUGACUCUCAGUCGCAAGUAAGAUUUUGGCUCGAGGAACUCAUCAAAGCCAGAGCAGCUAUUGCAUUUGACGAGAAGAUGUCUGUUCGAAGGGUCAUGAUCAGCCAGUUUGCUCACAUCUCUCUCAUGUGCCUUACCAACAUGGACAUGUCUUUCUACUACGUUCGCGAAUCCAUCACCAUGAUUCAAAUGCUACGUAUCGGCCACCCAGAAGUCAUGGAAAAGCUCAACUCGAGUGAACGUGCUCGUAGACAAAGGUUGUAUUGGGAGGUCUUCAUCCACGAACGAUAUCUGGCCAUAUCCAACUAUCGGCCUGUAGUCCUACCGCCGUUGCCCGAUCUUCCAGAAUUUGAUCCAUCAAUACCGCCUGGUGUACACGAAGGCUUCCUGCAGAUCAUCCGUCUCUUCCGUUUGAUUGAUGAAGGUUUCCUCGCCAACUGGUUCGGAACCACAACAGUAACACGAGAAUGGAUCGACAGCAAACACAAAGAGAUUGAUGAAGAGCCAGUCGGAAACGAAGCCCACUUCGGCGUGACACCUUUGACAGAUAUGCAACAAGCAGACUUGAUUGUGACCAAACACUGGAUGAGAAUGUUGGUGUGGCAGAUGGCCAUGUCUAAAUGCUUGCUAAGCUCGAAUUCAUCAAAAGAAUCUCUGUCUUUGUCUUUUCCAGUACGGUUGUCAAUACAAUUACGAGCUCUCAUGACGAGGUUUUCUCGCCAAGCGAUUGAGAUUCAUGGCUCGGGUAUACAACAAAAACUGUUCGAGCUGACCGAUACGAUCGCCAAUGUCAUCAUCACUGUUCCCGCAACUACUGUUCAGGAGACGGCUGGUCGAGUCGACGAUUUCACUUUUCUCAUUGGCUUUCUGUUUUCCCUGCCAAGCUUUGACCCUGUUCAGAAGGACAUUCUGCAGAACAAGUUGGAGCAGCUACAGUCGCUCUUUCCCUACUCAGCAAGCGAAGCCGGCGCAUCGCCUGCGGCCAGCGAUGUUACAUACACGUCGAGUGGCAAACCCCCGCACCAUGAUCUGCCAUCGCCUCCAUCGCGUGUCGUCUGGCAUGAAAUGGCGAAAAAGUUGUCGAUGGCUCAGCCACGAGAAACGCAUCGAUCGGAUUUGGCACGCCUUGUUGAAGGUGUUUGA